AUGACAUCGACAUCGGUAACAUUUCCUGGCGUGAAUAAUGGGUUCCAGGUCGGGAUUAAUAACGGUCCGAUUCAUCUUCCCCCGGAGCGACUAGAACCCCGCCCAGAGCCUCUAUCGACCGUGCCAUUCCCGCGCGACCCAGACUUUGUCAGUCGCGAUGCAAUCGGCCAGAUUCAUGAAAAAGCUUCGAUCCCAGGUUCCAGAAUAGCGCUCGUCGGCCUCGGCGGCGUCAGGAAAUCACAACUUGCCAUCGAAUAUGCCCACCAGGUCCGACGGCAGUCAGCAGAGACGUGGGUCUUCUGGAUCCAUGCCAGCAACACGGCCCGCUGUGAGAAAAGCCUCCGCGACCUUGCAGAUCGAGUAAAGAUUUCUGGGCGGCAGGAUCGCACCGCUAAUAUAUUCCAACUCAUCGGGAAUUGGCUACAGGACGAAAAGAUCGGAAAUUGGAUUCUCGUCCUCGAUAAUGUCGACGAUGACGGGUUCCUACGUAAACCUUCGGCGACCACUCAGGAGGGCCAGGCAAAUAGCCAGACUAAUGCCUCGACGCAGCCACCGCCAAGGUACCUCCUCAAAAGCUCAAAUGGCUACAUCAUUAUCACAAGCCGGAAUAGAAGAGUAGCGCUAGACAUCGCCGAUCAGAAGAACAUCAUUGCUGUGCAACGAAUGAAGAAGGCCGAAGCACUGGAUCUACUGCAGCAGAAGCUACACACACCUACGGAGCUUGAGGAUAUGGAGCAGCUAGUCGAGGCGCUCGAAUUUAUGCCACUCGCGAUCGUACAGGCUGCUAGCUAUAUCACACAUCGAUCACCCCGUUGCUCUGUGUCGCAAUACCUAGAAAAAAUCCGGAAUAGUGAUCGCGAAGCAGUAAGGCUGCUCGAUCGGGAAGCAGGUCUUCUUUACCGAGACUGGGAGGCCAAGAACUCCAUUCUGCUCACGUGGCAAAUAUCCUUUGACCACAUUCAAGGCGUAAGACCAUCUGCAGCGGGCCUGCUCUCUCUUAUGAGCUUUUUCGACCGGCAGGGAAUCCAGGAGAGUGUCCUCCAAGUUCCGAAAAUUCAGGAAAUGAAUAGGAAUUUGUGUCUGGAGAAGGAUGAAGACAGUUCUGGCGGAGAGGAUGGAGACAAUGCGUCUGGCUCUGACACAGAUCAGUGUUUUGAAGAUGAUAUUACAACACUUAGCGACUAUUCAUUGAUUUCGGUCGGAGAACGCAGCGCAGUGCUCACAAUGCAUCGACUAGUGCAAUUAACUGUGCGUACAUGGUUAAAAACUCAUGGCCAGCUCGAGCUAUGGAAGGAACGAUUUAUUAGCAAUCUAUGCCAGAAGUUUCCGACCGGUGAAUUUGAAAAUUGGGAACAGUGUCGGUCGCUCUUUCCACAUCUGAAAUCUGCUAUGUUGCAGCGGCCAGACUCGCAAGAGUCUCUUCUACAAUGGGCUACGCUACUUUUCAAAGGUGCAUGGUAUGCGCAGGAAAGCGGCAAUAUUACAGACGCGAGGGAGAUGGCAUCGAAAUCGAGGAAGCAGAGAGUGAGAUUGUUGGGUGUAACCGAUGGAGAAGCCCUUGAUAGCACUGCAAUGUUGGCGACAGCAUAUCGGCUAGGAGGGCUAUGGGAGGAGGCAGAGAAGCUCGAGGUGCAGGUGAUGGAGACUCGCAAGAUGAAGCUUGGCCAGGACCAUCCUGACACGCUAACGAGUAUCGCCAACCUAGCGUCGACGUAUAGCAGCAGGGCCGAGACUCGAAAGACGAGGCUCGGCGAGGACGACCACCCCGACACGCUGUCGAGCAUAGCCAACCUGGCGGCGACGUUCUGGAACCAGGCCCGGUGGGAGGAGGCCGAGCAGCUCUUUGUGCAGGUAGUGGAGACUCACAAGACGAAGCUCGGCGAGGACCAUCCUGACACGCUGUCGAGUAUGGCCAACCUGGCGUCGACGUUUUCACACCAGGGCCGGUGGGAGGAGGCCGAGCGGCUCGAGGUGCAAGUGAUGGAGACGAGCAAGAGGAAACUCGGCGAGGACCAUCCUGACACGCUGUCGAGUAUAGCCAACCUAGCGGCGACAUAUAGGGAGCAGGGCCAGUGGGAGAAGGCCAAGAAGCUCAGGGUGCAGGCCGUAGAUGCUCGCAAGAGGAAGCUCGGCGAGGACCAUCCUGACACGCUGUCGAGUAUGGCCAAUCUUGCCUUCCCCUGGAAAUCCUUAGGUCGAAAUGCUGAUGCUGGUGAGCUCUUACGAGAGUGCUUAGCGAAGCAGAAACAGACCUUAGGGGCCUAA
Molecule: messenger RNA, 2265 nt
Organism: Penicillium riverlandense
Lineage: Eukaryota; Fungi; Ascomycota; Eurotiomycetes; Eurotiales; Aspergillaceae
Exons: 4
Coding region: 1-2265 (754 amino acids)
Molecular function (GO): protein binding
Source: RefSeq, a predicted model, not a curated record